AUGGUGGUCAAGAUCCGUCUCGCCCGUUUCGGGCGUCGCAACCUCCCAUUCUACAACAUUGUCGUCUCUCACGCACGAACCGCCCGCAACUCCAAACCCCUCGAGGUGCUGGGAACGUACGACCCCAUACCCAAAGCCGACCCGUACGGCAACCCCAAGGAGCUCCACAAGGACAUCAACCUCGACAUCUCGCGCGCCAAGUACUGGAUCGGCGUGGGCGCCCAGCCGACGGAUCGCAUGUGGCGCAUCCUCAGCAUGGCCGGCGUCCUCCCCGAGAAGAAGUUCGAACCCGCCAAGAAGGUGGCCAUGCCGCCUGUCGAGGCCGACAGCGUGCGUAUUCGCUAA
This is a messenger RNA of Geosmithia morbida, 345 nucleotides long. Its product is annotated as small subunit ribosomal protein S16. Gene Ontology annotation, cellular component: mitochondrial small ribosomal subunit; ribosome. Gene Ontology annotation, molecular function: structural constituent of ribosome. The record is from RefSeq and is a predicted model, not a curated record. The coding region runs from base 1 to 345 and encodes 114 amino acids. The transcript has 2 exons. Lineage: Eukaryota; Fungi; Ascomycota; Sordariomycetes; Hypocreales; Bionectriaceae. Gene Ontology annotation, biological process: mitochondrial translation.